Agrilus planipennis (emerald ash borer) is the source of this 993-nucleotide messenger RNA. RefSeq lists its product as uncharacterized. NCBI's taxonomy places the organism in Eukaryota, Metazoa, Arthropoda, Insecta, Coleoptera, Buprestidae. The record is from RefSeq and is a predicted model, not a curated record. The coding region runs from base 158 to 490 and encodes 110 amino acids. The transcript has 3 exons.
CCUGUGAAUUCAGUAGGACUGUGGGAUCUUUUUAUUGCCUCAUACAAACAUUUAAGUAUCAAAGAUCGUAAUUUAGGUCAUAAUUAGCCAAAGGGGGGCCGGGAGAGUUUCGAGACGACAACGGGGAUAGGAACUUAUAUAAAGGUGAAAAUGUGAAAUGCUCCGAAGAUUCUUUCUACACUUUCAUAUCGCUGAGAUAAAAAUGCGAGUGGCACUUUGUUUUGGUCUCUUCUUUUUGGCCGUUGUGUCGGCGUUUCCCCAAAAAGAAGGAGGAUCAUACACAAAUGAAGCUAUUCGGCAGGCCCAGAACUCUCGACUUAUCCCUAAAGAUGCUCAAAUUCAAAAGGUAGUUGAAGGGAUUGAAAUAGGUGCAUAUGAAAGCAUCCCCGGUAACCAGAGGGUAAAUCUGUUUGAAAUUUUGGGAGACCAAGUUCCUCCAGAAGUUGUCAAUAAUUUACAGCAGCAAGUCGAUCAAGUGGGGCGUCCUUAAACAUCCUCGCACUCUGAUGUUGUCUUAAAUCAAUUUUACAAAAAUUUGUAUAAAAAUAAUUGCAAAAAGGAAAACGGUCCAUGCUAGAAAUAUCCUCGCGCAUCGUAAUCACCUCUUUCAUUUUAAUAUUUACAACAUCCAUAAUAUUCACGUAAUUUUCUAGCCAUUAAGCCCAAACCCAUUAUCACUUUACAUAAUCGAAAUUAAAUUACAUUGACCUACUUUGUUGAUAUAAUCGUCUGUAUAUAUGGUACUUAAGAGUUGAUUCGAUUCAUUUUUUUUUUUAAUUAGGUACUUCGUAUUUGAUUUGUGCAUUAGUACAUAUGUGUAGAUGCAACAUGAUUUUUACUGCCAACAUAAGAUUUUCAAAUAUCUCGAAAGUAAUUGUACUAAAAUUCUUACUUUUUUCUUAUGUAAUAUUUGUUUUAUUCUACUGUUUUCAUUUUAUUUUAUAAUAGGAGAUUUAUUUAUUUUUUUGCACUUAGAAAUUCUUCCAUUGUCAG